Molecule: messenger RNA, 4488 nt
Organism: Cyprinus carpio (common carp)
Lineage: Eukaryota; Metazoa; Chordata; Actinopteri; Cypriniformes; Cyprinidae
Product: TBC1 domain family member 10A-like
Exons: 9
Coding region: 658-2070 (470 amino acids)
Source: RefSeq, a predicted model, not a curated record
AAAGCUCGCGCCUGCGACUUUAGCACGAGCCAGUCACUCACAUACAAACGCUCGUAAACACCGAUUAUAUCAAAUAAGAUUCAAACUCUGGCUUCAGAAACAUUAUACAAAUGCUGACUUUACAACACAGUGAGUCCGAGUUUUAUAUGUUUAUACAGAGAGCUGUCAAGCUGUGCUUUUUACGUCGGGUUAGCGUGCUAGUUUAUAACGUUAACUCCUCCAGUUGUGGUCAACAAUCAGAAGACAAACAAUCAGUCGAGUUUCAUUUAGUUUGAUCUAUAAUAAAUUGCCAAGCAAGCUCUGGAGAUUUCUUAAGAUAUAGGGGUGUUAUUAUUGUUUGGCUAAGCUAGUUUAAUACAUUGAUUUAUAAUAAUGUGUCUUUAUGUACGUUAUUUCUGUGAAAUCCUCAUUUAUAAAUGUAACGUUAGCUAGUAAACAUACACAAUGGCCUGUCAGGGUCAUAUAAACCUCAUUUUAACUUCACUUUAAUGGCGUUUUGUUAGCAUCACUGGAGGCUGUGAGGCUCAAAUCUCCGUGUGUUGAUAGUUUGAGGAGGUUGACAGAGGAAAUCCACUAUCUGUGUGUCAAAACACACUUUAUUCUUGCUUGGGCCACAACAAGCAAGUGAAUUUAUCGCGUUUGGGGCUCAUAUUCAGCAUGGCUAAGCUUCAGUCGGGUAACGGAGUGCAGCGGGGCACGGUGGAGAGUCUGGCCGAGCACGAGAGCUCUUCUCUGGGAUCGGACUCCGAGCUCAACGGCUUCACGGAGAUCCAGACAGACAAGUACGGAUUCAUAGGAGGAGCUCAACAAAGCACAGGAGAAAAUGAUAAUAUUCCUCCAGACGUGCUCCGGCAGAGAGAAGCCAAAUGGCUGGAUAUGCUCAACAGUUGGGACAAGUGGAUGGCCAAAAAACACAAGAAGGUAAAGUUGCGCUGUCAGAAGGGCAUCCCUCCAUCACUCAGAGGUCGUGCGUGGCUUUAUCUCUCUGGUGGAAAAGUGAAGAAAGAACAGAAUCAGGGCAAAUUUCAGGAGUUGGACAGUCAGCCUGGAGAUCCUAAAUGGCUGGAUGUGAUCGAGAGAGACCUCCACAGACAGUUUCCAUUCCACGAGAUGUUCGUAUCUCGAGGAGGCCACGGGCAGCAGGAUCUGUUCCGGGUGCUGAAGGCGUACACACUGCACAGACCUGAGGAGGGUUACUGUCAGGCUCAAGCUCCUAUAGCCGCAGUGCUGCUCAUGCACAUGCCAGCUGAGGAUGCAUUCUGGGGUCUGGUCCAGAUCUGUGAGAAGUAUCUGCCUGGAUACUACAGCGCAGGCCUGGAGGCCAUCCAGUUAGACGGCGAGAUCUUGUUCGCUCUGCUCAAGCGCGUGGCCCCGGUGGCCCACCGGCAUCUGAAGAAAUACAAGAUUGACCCUAUCCUCUACAUGACUGAGUGGUUCAUGUGUGCCUUCUCCAGGACGCUGCCCUGGGCGUCUGUCCUGCGCAUGUGGGACAUGUUCUUCUGUGAGGGAGUGAAGAUCGUCUUCCGUGUGGGUCUGGUGCUGCUGAAGUGCAUGCUGGGAUCUCAGGAGAAACUGAAAGCAUGUCAGGGCCAAUAUGAGACCAUGGAGCUGCUCAGAUCUAUAGAGCCACGAUACAUGCAGGAGGCUUUCCUGGUGCAAGAGGUCAUUGAGUUGCCCGUGUCUGAGCGAGACAUAGAGAAGGAACAUCUCUUUCAGCUCCGGCGCUGGAAGGAGACCAACGGAGAGCUACACUGUAAAUCCCCUCCCAGAAUGCACGGCGCCAAAGCCAUAAUAGCCGCUGAGCCGCCCAGUCGCCAGGACCUCAAACAGAACCCCACGAUCAUCGUCGAAGUACCGCAAACCACCGAGAGCAAGACGGAGAAAGGGAAAAAAGCAAAGAGCAACAUGCAGAAGAAAACCGACAUGAAAAACACCUCACCACCUCUUAAUCCGUAUCCGUUACCCAGCGACCCAGCAUUAGCGAGCGAUACCCUCGCGCCCAGCGAAUCACAGCACCUGCAGGGCUCCAAUCAGAGUCUCAGUAGCACAGAAAACGACACCUACCUGUGAAGCACUGGAAGAGGGACGCCAGUGUUGACCGCUGAAUGUUUACUGUGCAGAAAGAUCUGCCUCCCCACUCUCAGGAUUUGGCAUCGAAGGGGAGAUCACAUGACACGACUGGACCAAAACAUACUUCUGGGAGUCACAAUCACAUAGGAGAGCAUGGAUUAAACCAUAUACAUCAUGAGGGUUUCAGCUGUGUUUACAUGAUUAUAUGUAUAUCUGUGUGUGCAUGUUUGGAAAUGAAAUGGACAAAUAGCAAAAACCAACUCUCAGAUCUCCAAAUGAAGCAUUAAUGAGCUGCGCUGGAUGAGAAGUUCUUAUGAUCUUUAAACUAGUUAUGAUUAGUGUUAGCGAGUGCAGAGAACAUACUGUUGUGGGAUGUAAGUACAUUUCCAUCAUCUGCCUCAGGAGACUGAAUUUGUCUGUUUUUGUAUCUUUAAAGGAAUAAACCAAAAAUAUUUAAGCGUAAGUUUAAGAUUUAUGCUUUUGAACUGCAUAUAAAAUGUCCAUCCAUUAGGAUUACACAGUUUAAACAUGAGCAAACUAAUGCACCUAAUCUGAUGCGUUUUUUUCAGUCAUGCAUAAAUGAAAUGGGUUCGAUUUCUGAACUGAAUGUGUUUAAAUGCACAGUUUAUAUAUUUAUUAUAAAGCAAUCUAAUUUCUUUCAAUCUCAUACAUCCCAUACUAAUAUUUAACAAAUUUAGUUUGUUCCACAGCUAGCCAAAUUUGAACUAUGUUCAUUCAGCUAAAGCAAUUUAAUUGUUUUCACAAUGACCAGAUUUAUGUUGAUUGAUUGAUUGUUAGUUUAUGAUAAAACCAUGUAAUCCAAAUAGAUGGAAAUUUCAUAUGCAUUUCAAAUACAUGCAUCUUAGACCUAAAUAUUUUUUUAAGGAAAAAGAGAAAAAAACCCUACCUUUGUCAUGUUCUAAAACCUGUAUUUUGUUAUUUAUUAGUGGAACCAAAAAGCAGCAAUUUAGAAGAAUCUUUCCAUCUGUCAAUUUCCAAAAAGCAUUAAAAUGCUAUUCAGGAAUUUUAUGUGACAUCGUAUGCUAAUAUAGACUGCUUUUAACGGCGUUUCCUGAAAUUUUAGGUCAGAAGUCCUGCAUUAAUAUUCUUCAGAAAAACCUAAGCGAGUAAAUAUUUGACUGAACUGUUGCUUUAACUACUUGAUUGUGCAUUUGACUGGCAGCGAAUAUUCAAUUGCAUUUCGCCUUCUUGAGCACUAGAGGGCGCCAAGAUGAAUGCCAGAGAUCUGCAUUACAUCCGGAGACCAAACAUUUCUGUUCUGUCAAAUCUUCAUUUCAAGCUUCGUGCUCUCUGACAAAACGCUAAAUAUAUAAAUCUAUUUAUCUUAGUACAAAAAUGAACAUUUAUAAAACAGAAUCUAGCUCUUUUGCUAAAUAGAUUUUAAUUCUCUGCAAGUGUCAAUCGGAAUCAGUCCACUGAAUGAACUUUUGGGAGUAAUAUUAGGCCUACAGUAUAUAAGCCAAAUAACAGGUCUCUGCUCAGACCAGGUUUGCUCGUCUGUCAUGACAGAUUCUCUGUACAUUCCAUAUGUUUUGAUUCUCGUCAUGAUUUCUGUAGCGGUCCAGUGUGAUCUUGAGUGUUGUGUAUAUGUGUGCUGGACAGUGAUCUACAUGACUUUGACUGUCAAAUUCUUGACCAAGAGAUUGUUUGCACAUUUCUGUCUUGAUUUGCUAAAACUGAAGGGGUGCUGUAGGGCACAAUCCUCUGACCUUUUGUAGGGUGAAGAAAAUUAUAUUUUUAAAGCUCUAUGGAUUUAUUUUCUCUGAUGUAAAUCACAUAUCCAAGACAAUUUUAACACUACAAGACUUUAUUUAUUUUCUUCCUAUGGCUUCUUGUAAGUAUAGAAGAUAUGUAUAUUCAUGAGCAUUUAUAGCCAGAUUUGCUAUUGUAUGCACUCAUGUUUUUCUUUGGGAGCUAAAAAAAAUUGAGCUCAGGUUAUUUCAUUGACCUGACUGUUUGCCGAAUAUUUUACUAUGAGGAACCACAAACAGAUACUUAGUAUGCAUGCUUGAUAUAUUUGAUUGCUGAAUUUUAUGCUUUAGUGAUCCAGGUAACAUAUUUAUCAAGCUUUUUAGAAUUAGGUUCAAAUCUCUUUUGGGACAUGCGUUGAGGUUGAGGAGAUAUAUUUAUGCAUAGACUUAAAGUCCCUAAAUGCUGUAUUACAUUUUUAAUGUGAGAAGUAAACAUUCUUAAUGUUAUCAAUAACAUUAUAUGGUUACUAUAUGAGUUGUUUCAAAAAAGAACAUUGUAGUAUAAUUUGUGAGAAUUCAAGAUACUUGAGAUUUUAUUUUCCUGUGUUCACGCUCAAAUUGUUACUUCCUCUGUAUGCAAAUUACAUUUCUGAGCAAAAACCACUGGGAAAAAAAUAUUCAUUAUAAAAUAAAUUUGAUAUUCUCA